AUUAGCAAACAAUCCAUGCCAUUUGCAUCUUCCAUUUUCAAUCAAAUGGGUAUCCCUCACUUUCUUGUUAUUCCAUACCCAAUUCCAGGUCAUAUAAAUCCCCUCAUGCAAUUAUGUCAUGUUUUAGCCAAACAUGGCUGCAAGAUCACUUUCCUUAACACAGAAUUCAGCCACAAAAGAACCAACAACAAUAAUGAACAAAGUCAAGAAACAAUAAACUUUGUCACACUCCCAGAUGGUUUGGAACCUGAAGAUGAUAGAAGUGAUCAAAAGAAAGUUCUCUUCUCAAUCAAAAGAAACAUGCCUCCUUUGCUUCCUAAGCUUAUAGAAGAAGUUAAUGCUUUGGAUGAUGAAAAUAAGAUUUGUUGUAUUAUUGUUACCUUCAAUAUGGGAUGGGCUUUGGAAGUUGGACACAACUUAGGAAUUAAAGGGGUUCUUCUUUGGACUGGCUCAGCAACUUCUUUGGCUUUUUGUUAUAGCAUCCCUAAACUAAUUGAUGAUGGAGUAAUUGAUUCAGCAGGAAUUUAUACCAAAGAUCAAGAAAUUCAGCUCUCUCCAAAUAUGCCAAAGAUGGACACAAAAAACGUUCCAUGGCGGACCUUUGACAAGAUCAUAUUUGAUCAUCUUGCACAACAGAUGCAAACCAUGAAGUUAGGACAUUGGUGGCUUUGCAACACAACUUAUGAUUUAGAGCAUGCAACAUUCUCCAUCUCACCAAAGUUCCUACCAAUUGGCCCAUUGAUGGAAAAUGAUAGCAACAAAAGUUCAUUCUGGCAAGAAGACAUGACUUCCUUAGAUUGGCUAGAUAAGCAACCAUCACAAUCGGUCGUAUAUGUUUCCUUCGGUAGUUUGGCAGUAAUGGACCAAAACCAAUUUAAUGAACUAGCCCUAGGACUUGAUCUUCUUGACAAGCCUUUUCUUUGGGUUGUUCGUCCUAGUAAUGACAACAAGGUAAACUAUGCAUACCCUGAUGAAUUCCUCGGAACUAAAGGAAAGAUCGUUAGUUGGGUACCGCAGAAGAAGAUAUUGAACCAUCCUGCUAUAGCUUGUUUCAUUAGUCAUUGUGGUUGGAAUUCUACUAUAGAAGGUGUAUAUUCUGGUAUACCUUUCUUAUGUUGGCCAUUUGCAACUGAUCAAUUUACGAACAAGUCAUAUAUUUGUGAUGUGUGGAAGGUUGGAUUUGAAUUAGACAAGGAUGAAAAUGGGAUAGUACUAAAGGAAGAGAUAAAGAAGAAGGUGGAACAAUUGCUUCAAGAUCAAGAUAUUAAAGAAAGAUCAUUGAAACUAAAGGAGUUAACAUUGGAGAACAUAGUAGAAGAUGGUAAAUCUUCAAAGAAUCUCCAAAACUUUAUCAAUUGGGCGAUGUAAUAAUGCUUUAGUACUUGUUUGGUGACUUUAGUACAUUUUAAGCACAUUUCAUUUUGAUUCUAGUUGUAACAAAAUCAUAAAAAAUAUUUGGAAAAUAAAUGAAUAAAGUGUGACAAUUUGAAAUCGUCAUAGAUGGAUGCUAACAGAUCGGGGAAUAUUGCAGUCGUGUGAA
Messenger RNA from Medicago truncatula (barrel medic), 1540 nucleotides. RefSeq names its product UDP-glycosyltransferase 83A1. Gene Ontology annotation, molecular function: quercetin 3-O-glucosyltransferase activity; quercetin 7-O-glucosyltransferase activity. The coding region runs from base 16 to 1368 and encodes 450 amino acids. The record is from RefSeq and is a predicted model, not a curated record. NCBI's taxonomy places the organism in Eukaryota, Viridiplantae, Streptophyta, Magnoliopsida, Fabales, Fabaceae. The transcript has 2 exons.